CGGUCCUGGCGUUCAUUUCAUUCCUGUCCUCAUUCCGCACAUUCUUCGCAUCGCUCGCGCCGCGCCGCGCCGCCCGAGCCGAGCCGAGCCUCCGCGGCCCCGCCGCCCGCCGCGGGCGCCCCCCAGCACUUCGCACACUCGCUUACAGCUCGCGGGGAGUCCGCGCGCCGGGGCCCGGGCCCGGGGCGGCCGCGGCGGGGCGCAGGCCAUGCGCUGACCCCCCAGCGCGCAGCGUCUCCGGAGCGCGGGCAGCUGCCCCGGCGCGCCCUGCCCGUCCCGGGAGCCGGCGAGGCCGGGUUAGGGCUGCCCGGCGCGGGAGUACCGCGGGGAGUACCGACUUGGAGUAGCGCGGGGGCGGCGGCCCAGCGCCCCGAAGUUUGCCGCGCCCGCUCGGGCGGCCGAGGUUUGUUUUCUUGAAAAGGCUCCAGGCUUCGGCUUGGAAAACCCAACCGCCAAAAUUGAGCCCAGCAGCUGGAGCGGCAGCGAGAGCCCUGCCGAAAACAUGGAAAGGAUGAGUGACUCGGCAGAUAAACCGAUUGACAAUGACGCGGAGGGUGUCUGGAGUCCUGAUAUUGAGCAGAGUUUCCAGGAGGCCCUGGCUAUCUAUCCGCCAUGUGGGAGGAGGAAAAUCAUCUUAUCAGACGAAGGCAAAAUGUAUGGUAGAAAUGAAUUGAUAGCCAGAUACAUCAAACUCAGGACGGGAAAGACAAGGACCAGGAAGCAGGUGUCUAGUCAUAUACAGGUCUUAGCAAGAAAGAAAGUUCGAGAAAUUCAAGCCGCCAUUAAGGUGUCUAGUCACAUUCAGGUUCUUGCCAGAAGGAAAUCUCGUGAUUUUCAUUCCAAGCUAAAGGUAACAAGCAUGGAUCAGACUGCCAAGGACAAGGCCCUGCAGCACAUGGCUGCCAUGUCAUCAGCCCAGAUCGUCUCGGCUACUGCCAUCCACAAUAAACUGGGGCUGCCUGGGAUUCCACGCCCUACCUUCCCAGGGGGACCGGGGUUCUGGCCUGGGAUGAUACAGACAGGACAGCCAGGAUCCUCACAAGACGUCAAGCCCUUUGUGCAACAGGCCUACCCCAUCCAGCCAGCAGUCACAGCCCCCAUUCCAGGAUUUGAGCCUGCGUCAGCCCCAGCCCCCUCAGUUCCUGCCUGGCAGGGCCGAUCCAUUGGUACAACCAAGCUUCGCCUGGUGGAAUUCUCGGCUUUCCUUGAACAGCAGAGAGAUCCAGACUCAUACAACAAACACCUCUUCGUGCACAUUGGGCAUGCCAACCAUUCUUACAGUGACCCGUUGCUCGAAUCCGUGGACAUUCGUCAGAUAUAUGACAAAUUUCCUGAAAAGAAAGGUGGCUUGAAGGAGCUGUUUGGAAAGGGCCCUCAAAACGCCUUCUUCCUCGUCAAAUUCUGGGCGGACUUAAACUGCAAUAUCCAAGACGAUGCCGGGGCCUUUUAUGGUGUGAGCAGUCAGUAUGAGAGCUCUGAAAACAUGACAGUUACCUGUUCCACCAAAGUGUGCUCCUUUGGGAAACAAGUAGUAGAAAAAGUAGAGACAGAAUAUGCGAGGUUCGAGAAUGGCCGAUUCGUGUACCGAAUAAACCGCUCGCCAAUGUGUGAAUAUAUGAUCAACUUCAUCCACAAGCUUAAACACCUACCAGAGAAAUAUAUGAUGAACAGUGUUUUGGAAAACUUCACCAUAUUAUUGGUGGUAACAAACAGGGAUACUCAAGAAACUCUCCUCUGCAUGGCCUGUGUAUUUGAAGUAUCGAAUAGUGAACAUGGAGCACAGCAUCAUAUCUACAGGCUUGUAAAGGACUGAACCUGGUUAUUUAUAUAUAGAGAUAUCUGUAUAUACACACACAUAUGUGCACACACACACUCUCCAUUAUCGAACGACUGACUGUAAACCUCACCACACAGGGUGCUACCCUGGCCCCCUGGGUCCCACCCUGACCUUUCUAAUCCUGUUCGAGUGAACUUAUUUUUUUCCAUGUGUUCAUGCUAUCUUUGUAGCUGUGAAGUUGUGAUGCAGUUUUUUGUGUAUUCCUCAGAUCUGCAACCCACAAUUCCUUGGGGAAGGUGAAUCUUACCAGCCUAAGCUAAGCCUCUCUGCAGACCUGUUUCCUGUUGUGGUAGAAAAUACUGAGAAAGAGGAUUGGCCAUGGGGCAUUGACUGCCUUUAUACAAAUGUAUUUAGUUCUUUUUUUGUUUUUCCAACAUGAAAUUCUUGUUUUAAGAUACAAGUAAAAUUAAUCUUUAAAUAUAAAUGUAAAUUAGUACAGGAAAACUAAGAUUCUUUAGACUUAUCUUUAUAACUAAUUAGGAAGGAAGUUAUGGAAGAAUGUAAUUCACUAAAUUAUUUUUUAAAUGAAAUCUUUCUUUUUAAAACCAAAUGUAAAACUAUAGCCUUAAGACAUACUUGGUUAAAAUAUCCUAAUGAGACAAAUUUGUACCUUUCCCCACCCCCACCCACCCCACCCACAAGGUUAAAACUAAUAUCCUAAUUCAUUAAACUCUUGAAACAGGUGUUACAAAGGAGGGAAAUGUCACCCCUUAUCCUUAACAUAUAUAGUAUAUUUAAAAAUGUAAAAUUGUAUUGUACUAAUGUGAUAAUUCAUUAUUUAAUGAAAAAGAAAAGAUGGCUCUUUUUGCAAUAAGUAGAUAAUACUGAAACAAGUCUAAGCUUACAAUGUUAUAGUCUUGUGUGUGCAGUUACAUUUUAUAUGGUCAACCAAAUUUUUUAUGGAGACGAGUUCACAUUUGAGCCACUGAAAUUUAAUAGCAAAUUUAAAAAUUGGCGUGAAUACUGCACUGCGAGUUGCAAAGGAUGCAGAAUCCUGUGGCUGGAAGAACAUUGUCAUCAACUGAGCAAGCAGAAGGCUCAUCAGGCUUAGUGUCUCUGCUCCCCAGAAUGUCACUGUCACCAGCAUCCUCGCCAGCCUGUGGUUAGGUUGUUGCUGGUAACCCAGUAUGCAUAGGAAGCAUAUAUGACUAUAGCUCUAUGUUCAUGCACAUGUGGAUAGUCAGCUCUUUGAGCUCCUGUUUUUUGUCAGUUUGCUAGUUGCUCAUCGCCUCUCUGUCUGCAGAAUAGACAUGGAUAUAUUUUCUCUAAGGGCAUCUGUCCAUAAGCCUCAGUGGCCCUUUACACAUAUUUUCAUUCUCAUUCUCUCUCUCUCUCUCUCUCUCCCUCCCUCUCUCUCUCUGUCACACACACACACACACACACACACACACACACAUCUUUUCAAGCAGAUUCCCUCAUUCUCUUACUAAGAGAAUAUUCCAAAGCAUUACCCAGCAGAGCUGGUCUGCUGUGGCCAGCCUCGGGUUACUUCCCUAAGUACUUUUUCACUGGGGAAGCAGGAAAGGUUACCCUCCGCUUCCCAGGGAAGGUGGGAGGAAAGCAGAGUUUCUUUACACACACACAACUGUUAGGAAUAUGUAAACACAAUAGAAAUGGUACAAACUUUUUACGUUAAAAAAAAAAUCAUGGCUUUUUUUUGCACUAAAGGUAUAAAGUAAAAUUCUACAUCUGCUAUAUCCUGGAGACACGCACACCUUUGCCCCAGCAUCAGCUCUGACUGCUUAUAUCUGGCAUCUUUUGGUUUUUAGUGGGUGGGCGCAGCUGGCAUGUAGUUAAAGAACCACACUGGAUUGACUCUAUCUUCUCCCAGCAGCAUCCCUCAUCCCUGGGAAGACCAGAGGAGCAUGUGUACGAUUUUUCCAUUUGCAAUGUGCCUCCCUUAUGUAAGCCAAUAGGGAACUGUUUCUCCUCAGGAGAACUGCCUAGGUUCCCUGUUUCUAAGCCAGCCCUCAAAGGAAUGGCUACCCUGAGUUUCUCCCCCUUAUCUGUCUGCAAACCAGGUGUUUAAAGAUGUCUCCUGGUUGUGACAUUAAUUAAUCUUUUGGACAACCCUCUUAGGGAGGUUUCUUUAGCUUUGGUUUCCUCUGUCCUUAUUCAAGAGGAACCCCCUACGUCUUGAGACCAGGGAGAUAUGAAUGAAUGGAUACCAGUAAUCUCCUGUGGCUAUAGGUCAUCCCAGAAUGUGAUGGGGGAGAGGUCUGCUACUCAGGAGUGCAGCUGCUCCUCCGUACCUCUAAGGCUCUGAGGACUUAUUUCCCAUGUACCACCUAGAGGAUAGUGGUUGGCAGUGGGGAGGGUAAGAUAUCACAGAGACAGGGCGGCAUGCCUGCUGCCUCACUGUCUGGUCCGCUUCUUCCUAAUGCCUUCCUAGGCAGUAGGAAGGGAGUGUGUGGAUGACCUCACUUUUUGCUCUUAAAACUGCUGUGAAAUUCUUUAAUGUAUAUUACUCUUCCCCCACCUUCUUAUUUUACACCUCCCCUCAUAUCUUCAUCCCUCCCAACUUCUCAUUCUUUCUUGCCUUUAAAAUGAAAAUAACCUUAGUCUUAGUUACAGUUAUAUUGUUACGAUGUUAAUAAUACCCAAAAGCAAGUUGGGGGAUAAAGUGAACUUGCAUUUCCACAUCCUAGUCCAUCACUGAAGGCAGUCGGGGCCUCAGGACCCUGACACUACAAGUUGAUACAGAGACCAUGGAGGAGUGCUGCUUACUGUCUUGUUCCUCAUGGCUUGCUCAGCCUGCUUUCUAAUAGAAUCCAGGACCAUCAGCCUAGGGAUGGCACUAUGCACAAUGGGCUUUCCCUGCCCCCGUCACUGAUUAAGAAAAUGCCCGACUGGCUUGCCUACAGCCAUUUCUUAUGGAGAUGUUUUCUCGAUUGAGGUUCUGUUUUCUCAGAUGACUCUAGCUUGUGUUGGCAUAAAACUAGCCAGCACACCCACCAUGGCCAGUUUGUGCUGCCCAUACUCCUGGGUGUGGGGACAUCCAUUGAAACAUGGUCGAGCCUGCCAGGAACCACGCUCUUAAACUGAGUUCUUUUCCCCCAGAACCAUCAGCUGUCAAUAGCUCCUCAGCCUUGCAAUGUUAACCAAUUUGCUCUCACGGUUGCUGAAGGUGAUGAAUACAGUGGCUCUGUCAUGUCUAUGCACCACACCCCACCUUCUGUUCUUGGUCUCUGCUCUGUCUUCAGAGAGUUUCCCUCUCUGAAUCAGUGACCCAGUUACCCCAAAGUUGCUUUAUUUCCCAAGUGAAAGCCUGGGUUUGGGGUGGGAGGUUCUGUUCUAACCUCUAAUCUGAGUCUUUAAUCUUUGGCUCCUUCUGCCCUCUUCUCAGCUUCCUAAAGCUUAUGGGCACCAUUGCUGAGCCCUGCCCUCACCGUUCCCUCCCCAGAGCUGUCUCACAGUGACUGGGACAGAUCUGUCAUGGAUAUAAUGUAGACAUCUUGCUUAGCCACUGCAUAGUUUAGAGACCAUCUUUCCAGUGAAAGAGACGUAAAGUCCACCCAAAACUUAUUCAGAACGUGUCCUGGGACCCCCUAGAGUCCAGCUAACUGGAGGCCAGGGACAUUAAUUGGCUGUACCCUGUGCAUCGUCGGAGGAUUGAGAAUUCCUAGCCAUUUCCACAGUUCUCACAGCUCAUUGCCCUGGGUUUUGCAAGGUUCAACCUCAGUUAAAAAUGGCUGCCUUUGCCAGGCACGCUUUUAAUCCCAGCACUUGGGAGGCAGAGGCAGGUGGAUUUCUGAGUUCGAGGCCAGCCUGGCCUACAGAGUGAGUUCCAGGACAGCCAGGGAUACACAGAGAAACACUGUCUCGAAAAACCAAAAAAAAAAGGCUGCCUUUUCUCUUACUAGUCAUAUUAGCAUAUUGAUAACCAGUUUUUCUCUGAUGCUAUGACCCAACUCUUCUUCCCCCACCCCCCAAUUUUUUAAGGUCAGGAAAAAGCAAGUGGCAAUAUUCUUCAGCAGCAUCCUGUCUUCUGUCAGAGGACUCUCCUGCACAGCCACCAUCUCUUUCUUGCUGCUUUCUCUCCUGUCUGGGGAAGCUGGGGAAGGCCAGCCAGAAGUUUCCCUAUAGCCAUCUGACUCUUUCUUAAAGAGCACUUCUGAUUUGGCUUAUAGCCUACUUUUUCCCAGGGCUUAAAAAGAGAAAAUCCCCUCCCCCGCCUGGAUCUUUCUCAGCUCCCCAUCUCCUCCUCCUGCUCCUCCUCCUUUUCCAGGUAGGGUAUAUCUGCUUCUGCUGUCCAGCUCAUGCUCCAUGAUAUCUGUUCUAUCGCUUCCAUCUCUAGGGAUGGAGCAGGUCUGGAUCUGUUCCAGAAGGUGCCUCGUACUCAAACUAAAAGAGAGCACAGUCCCAUUCCCCUUCAUCUUGAGGGAUGAGAGGUGCCUGGUCCAGUCUCAGUCACAGGACAAGGGUGAGGGUUUCUCUUUCAUCUUUGGCCUCUCCUGGGUGGAAGCCAUCUUUCCUUGGUGCUCUGUGCUUAAGUGACCCCUGGGAAUGCAUGGACAGAGUCAGUUUAGAUCCCCUAGAGCUGUCUGGGGACCACAAGUAGAUGGUGAGGCUGAUGGGCCAUUUGUUUCCUCAGAAGACAGUUCUCCAGCCACAGGCUUUGAGUCAAAUUUCUAUUUACCGCACAUCCCAGCAACAAAGUCCUGCCCACACGCCAGCCAAAAGAAAUCCCUUGGUGUUAAAAUUCUUCAGAGGACUUUUAGAUCCAGAUCUUCUUUUGGCUUCAGUACCACAGUGGCAUUAGCCAUCUUUUUAUACAACCAUUUAUUAUUGAAGUCACCUGACGGUCAGUUUUACAGACCAGGUACCUGUAAUUUGUAUAAUUUUGUCUAUGCUCGGGCACACCAUGCCUGUCCCAAGAAAGGGUAGAAUACCUGUGUGUUGGUGUCCUCACCUGUGACAUUAGGAUGCUUGAGUUGCUGGCCUCUUCUGUGUUGAUGUUUCUGUGGCUAAGCCCUGCCCGUGUCGUUCCUGAAAAGCCUUAAAUCUUGGAGAAGUCACGUGGCAGGGCGUCAGUACGACAGGCUGCCUGGGAACCAUGAGCCCUUUUGUAAGCUGGAAGCGUUUUUCUUACUACUGUUACUUUUCAUAGUUUUCAGUUCACAGCUGCCAAAGCCUCCCAGUAAAGCAGUGCCUUAGUAAUACCUGUAGCCGCCAGCCUUUCUCAGCCUGUUCUGGGUGUCCACUUGCUAAUUGGCCCCAUAUCAGAAGCAGGACAAGCCAAAAUCGUUCUCAUUUGUGUUUCAAAAGCCCGUUUUUUUAAAUCCAGCUCCAUAGGAAGCUGAUGACUUGGUUUCAAACAACCUGAAUCAGAACCCAAGUCGAUUCUUUGACCAUGCUCUCACGUACGUAUCCAUACCAAAACUAAAGGCUGCCGCUCUGCAGCUUGCUAUGAAGAGCGAAUUGUACUUUUCAUUGAUGCCUUUUUCAAUCCAUGACCAAAUACUUAGCUAUUUGUGAAUCUUCUGCACUCCAGCUUGAAAGUGCCUUUGGCUCGAGAUUCCAGCUUAGAAAGUGCCACCAUAAUAACGACAAUUUGUAGAGAGACCAAAAAUAUUUCGAGAUCACCAUAAUGCCUUUGGUUAACCGGGAUGAAUAACCAACCGCAGGCUUGUCUUCAUGAGAGCAUCGAGCACCGUGUGGUCCCUGCCUGCUGUGAGUCUGCCUGCCAGUGGGGAACCCCACCACCACUGUCCUGUACAGCACAGUGCGGCAGUGGGAAGCCCUGCGAACUGUUGUGUCUGUGUGUGCCACCUCUCCCCAGCAUGUCCACCAAGUCUUCACCCGGCUCUGCGUCCCUGGGAAGGAACUUAACGCACAAGCACCCGAAUCCCGGCCAGUGGGUGGACACCAUGGCUCUGCCUUUCCCGUGUCCGCGUCCAGACUGUGGAGACUCUCGUCCACUGGAACGACAGUGUGCACUUACCUGCCUACACAUUUGGUUGUUGGAAACCUCGAAUUGAGAUGACAGUGCAGAACAAAAAUUAAAAAUGGGUUCACUAGGGUCAUUGCAGUUGAAGUGUCUCUGGGCAGUUUUGCUGGCUCCGGAUGUCCGAAUGUGCUGUGAGAGACUUGCGAAGAGCACACCAUUUGCAAUUUGGCAUUUUCAAGGAUGUUCUAGUCCUCAGCCAACUCUUUAAAGUGUGUGUCAGCUUAGAGUAAAACCUUUUUGCAUCUGGAAACCCCAUACCAUAAGGAGAAAGAACAAAGGAGGCAAAAAGAAGCCAGGAAAAAAAAUAGGUGUUUUGUUUUGUUUUGUUUUUUCUUCUUUUGCUGAUGUAGGUGUGAAAGUAAUGACAGACAACUCUGAAAGUUAGCCUCAAAAACUCUACCACACACUUUCUCUCGGCCCCUCCCUGGUACCUAAGGAAUAGCCGCUCUGGGCUCUGAAAUUGCCCGAGUGAUUUGUAUCCACCCCAAGUUGUGAGUAUGUAUAAAAAGUCCAGGUUUUGUUUUUGUUUUUGUUUUGUGCUUUAAAAGAAAAAGCAACUAUCAAAUGAAAAGGGUAAUUUCUCAGCACAGGUUAGAGUUAGUAGUUUGCUGUCGUGUACCCCCCUGGCAGGGACGCACCACAACUUGAAGAACUUAGUCAAAUGUGUGUUCUCUUGUGCCUCUCUCUAGCCGUUGCUGUCUCGUUUGCAGUAGUUUUCUCUCCUGAACUCUUUGCUUAUAUCUUUUAAAAUGAAGGUUUGUAUUUUAAAUUUACUGUGUUGCAAAGGGUAGGCCUCACUGAAGUCACGCAUCAUUAACUAAGAUGAGAUAUCUGUAUUUAUUGUUCCUUCCUAAGCUGUAACUUGUCUUCUCUGUGAAUCUGCCUUGGGUCCCGUGGCCCACACUAUAUCAUUUUAGAUAAAAGCAGCCUUUGUGUAUGUCUCCCACCUUAUUCAUUCAUGACCAUGGUGUCAGGUCUCACUAGACUCCAGCCUUGCUCGGCCUGGCCCCUGUUGGUUUUUACCACGGGCAUUCUGUCUCUUCUCUCUCUAAGAGAGGCGGGCAGAAUCCACACAUCCAUCAUGUUAGAAAACCUGUCUAUGAGUUUUGUGUUUUUAUUUUUCAAAUUAAUUGUUUUCUGUGAUUAGUUUCAAUGUGUAAAAUAGAUUAUUAACUGCACUUCUUUAAAAAAGAAAAAAGGAUGUCCAUCUCCUGUUACCUCCUUGAAAGAUCAGCUUCUCUAGGCCUUUUCCAGUGGGCUUAUGACUUCAGACAAGGAAAGAAAAACAGUAAAAACAAAAUAGUACGUGCCUGAAAAAUGACAAAAAAAAAUCUUUUUGUAACGUUUAAAAAACCUGAAAAGCCUUUACUUCUUUGAUACGCUCAAAUUUUAUGUAAAUUGGUUUUUGCCACGUGUGUUCCUUCGGAUUCUAAGCGACUUCAUGGCUUCUCUGUUGUCUCCUGUGAAGUGUAUAGGAUGGGCUUGUGGCAUUUCAUCUGGUCAGUGGCUCUAUUGAUACUGUACUGCUGCUGGGACUGGGCCGGAACCUGAGCAUCUGGGUGACUGGGUUCCUCUUGGGGGAGAUUGUGGAGAAGGGGGUGAGGUGGCUCAUUGAUGUUUCCUUAAACUGUUUGCAGAAACUUUCAAAAGGCAUUUGACUACCCUCCCGGCAGUACAGCGUUCAUGUACUCGUUAACGUUUGUGUUAGGUACUGGUACCUUCUUGUUUAAAAAAAAUGUUCUAAGUGUUGGCUUUAAAGUGAAUUUAUCUUUAGUAUGAUAGUUAUAUGAAAAUUAUAGGGUUUGUGUGCAGAGAAUUUUUUUAUAAAGUGCUUUGUAAAAAAAAAAACAAAAACAAAUGUAUUCUAGCUUUCGCGGUACAUAUGUGUGAUAACUUUAAUACCCAUGACAGUUAAGUGCAAUUAUUUCAUCACUCUAAAAAUGCUAUUUUUGUGUCAGUUCCUGCAGGUGUUUUCAUGUCUUUGCAAAGUGACACAUUUUGAUGCCUUCUUGAUAAAGUGGUAGACAUUUUGUAGCUUUCUAGAAACUUUGUAUCCAUACGGUAUCAAUGAAAAAUAAAGAAAAUGAAAGUGUGGGUCACCUUUCUUAUCUGCAA
Molecule: messenger RNA, 9902 nt
Organism: Mastomys coucha (southern multimammate mouse)
Lineage: Eukaryota; Metazoa; Chordata; Mammalia; Rodentia; Muridae
Gene: Tead1
Product: TEA domain transcription factor 1
Exons: 14
Coding region: 503-1813 (436 amino acids)
Biological process (GO): regulation of transcription by RNA polymerase II; hippo signaling; embryonic organ development
Cellular component (GO): transcription regulator complex
Molecular function (GO): RNA polymerase II cis-regulatory region sequence-specific DNA binding; DNA-binding transcription factor activity, RNA polymerase II-specific
Source: RefSeq, a predicted model, not a curated record